Nicotiana tabacum (common tobacco) is the source of this 687-nucleotide messenger RNA. The record is from RefSeq and is a predicted model, not a curated record. Lineage: Eukaryota; Viridiplantae; Streptophyta; Magnoliopsida; Solanales; Solanaceae.
GCGUACAUAUUACCUCCCCAGACCCCACUUGUGGGAUUACACUGCGUUGUUGUUGUUCUUCUUCUUUUCUUCUUCUGUUUCCCCACACGUUUGAGAAAAACUGCAUCUCUUCUCCCUCACUCGCUCAACACCUCACUCAGCUUCUCCUUUCUCAAAUCUCAAGUAAUCAACCAGACCAAACAUGUUUUUCCACAUAGUAUUAGAAAGAAACAUGCAACUUCAUCCCCGUCAUUUCGGCCGUGAUCUUCGCGAAAAACUCGUCUCCAAGCUCAUGAAAGAUGUCGAAGGCACUUGCAGUGGUCGGCACGGUUUCAUAGUGGCGAUUACUGGGAUCGAAAGCGUGGGGAAAGGUUUAAUUCGUGACGGGACGGGUUUUGUUACUUUCCCAGUGAAGUAUCAGUGCGUUGUGUUUCGACCUUUCAAAGGUGAGAUUUUGGAAGCUGUUGUUACCAUGGUUAACAAGAUGGGAUUUUUUUGCUGAAGCAGGGCCUGUGCAGAUUUUCGUUUCAAAUCAUGUGAGUUUUUCUCGGAUCUUGAAUAUUUAGACCAGCAUAUAUUGCUGAUCCGCAUUCCUGCUGUACAUUUUUUUAGCAUUGCAUACCACUGGGGCACCCUGCUAUAUGCAUGAGUGCAUGGAUCAAAUUUAAAUAUAGAAAUUUAAUAUGAAGAUGAAAUGUAAUUUGCAUG